Salmo salar (Atlantic salmon) is the source of this 3827-nucleotide messenger RNA. Its product is annotated as src-like-adapter. Gene Ontology annotation, molecular function: protein binding. The record is from RefSeq and is a predicted model, not a curated record. Lineage: Eukaryota; Metazoa; Chordata; Actinopteri; Salmoniformes; Salmonidae.
GCCUCACUAUGCAUGCAUCAGUUGAGGGUGUGAACUGUGAAACUCUGACGGUCAUUAGUAAUAGUGUAGCUGACAUUCUUCCUCUGGCUGAUCUUCAACACACAGAGCCAAAGACCAUGUUCAACUAGAAUCUCCUGCUACUGGCCCUCCAAUCCUGACGACUCCACACGACUCAGCAGCUAGAGUGGCGCUAUGGGGAAUGUGAUGUGGGGACGGGGAGCUGGGGACAAAACAAAUUCAAACUACCAUGACAGUGCAUUAAAGGAAGGAGAAGAUGACACACUUGUAGUUCUCCAUGACUAUCCUUCUCCAGACAUCAGUGAGCCGAUCUUUAGGAUGGGAGAGAAGCUGAGGGUCUUGUCUCAGGAAGGCAACUGGUGGAGAGUCCGGUCUGUCCAAUCAGGAAGUGAGAACUACAUCCCUAACAACCAUACUGCCAAAGUCUACCAUGGAUGGCUGUUUGAGGGAGUAGUGAGGCAGAAGGCAGAGGAACUACUUAGUCUCCCUGAAAACAGAGUGGGUUCCUUCAUGAUCAGAGAGAGCACCCAGCAGAGAGGUGUCUACUCCAUGUCUGUAAAGCACAGAUCCAUCCAGCACUAUAAAAUCUUUCGCAUGGAGAACAGCUGGUAUUAUAUCUCUCCUCGUCUGACUUUCCAGUGCUUGGAAGAGAUGGUAAACCACUACUCUGACUCUGCAGAUGGUCUGUGUUGUGUUCUCACUGGCCCGUGUCUGUCUAGGACUAUCAGCCCCAUAGACAUCACCUCUCAGCCACCCCCUGUAGCGAUGCGACACAACAACUUUGACUGGAAGAAAAUAGACAGGAAAGAUCUGAUCAGCGCAGGGGCUGCGCAGGGCCAGGAGAACAGGAAUGCCAUGGUGAGCUACGGUGUCAGAAACAGCAUGGCCUCUUACCUCUCUCUGGUCGGGGAUCAUGACCCAGGACAGCAGAAGAAGAACCGGAAGAAGAAGAGCAAAUCUGUCUGUGUGAUCCCCGACCACAGCCUCAGCCAUAUGGACUUAGAUGAGGACUAUGAUAUGUAGUGGCCUGGAUGGUGCAACACUUAGUUCUGCAAACCCCAGCACACAUAUAUAACCUAGGCUAGUGGUUCCCUUUCAGUCAGUUAACUUCGGUACAACAUAUUAAAGGGGAGUUGCACUCUCGCUUCUUCGGUUGAAGGAUGUAUAAUCACGCCUGACAAGGCCAAUGAAAUCCACACCUCACUGGAAGUCCCGCCUUCCACAGGUGAUAAACGUGAGGCUCAGAUUCAUUCCUUCAAUUUAAUACCACUUUUCACCGAGCACAGGAAUAGGUGGUGCUGGGCCAAACAGGUGUUGUACCUCAUUUCCCUCCUUCAGGGAACAGUAAUUAUAGUCAUAACGUUACAUUUUCUUUCAGUCAGUCAACACACUAUGGGGAAAUAUUAUCACACCCCAAGCCGAGAUGAGCUAGCUAUUACUAGCUAUUCCUGCCUCGCCACGGUGGAGUUGCUGGGGUAGCUCUCUUGUUUAGUAUUCAUACUGUUAAGUUGCUUGGUGAUUCUAAACGGACUCGCUGCUAUCAAAGAGGCUAGCUAGCCUGGCUUAAGCUAAGUCUCUGUCCACAAGUGGGUGCCCCUCCCUCAUUACUGAGAUGCAUUGCUGAUUCCUGCCUGUAGCUCAGUAGUCCCUAUGAGGUGUCUAGUUGAGGUGCAGAUCUUUUAUCCAGGUGGGGCCCUCUCUCUCAGGAGUGGAGGGUUCACCCCUGGGUGGUCUCCCUAAUAUGGGAAAUGUUCAGCAGGGCCGACGUAGAUCUUUAAGCAUUACGAGAAAACGAUGAGGGAUCCGAGUGACCUGUUGGGAACGGGCGCUCUGGCACACCAGUGGCCUUAGAUCCUCCUUUACACGUUUCCGCCAGUGGUUCUGAUUCAGCCCACAUUGGAGAGGGUGCGCCGGGAAGGUUUAUCAUUGAAACUUGUAGCUCCCUGUGGCUCAGGCAGCCUUGGUUCAUGGAGAUUGUUAUUGUUUGCCUUUUAGGCGGAGACCCAUGGCAACUCCUGGCAGCGCAGGGAUCUGUUGUUCCAGACGCACGGGCAGGUUUGGCACGCGAGGCCUGAGAUUUGGUUACUAUGGACCUGGCCCCUGAGAGGGCUGAUCUGAUGGCUAGAGGUUUACCGCUGAAUGUUAUUGCUAACAUUCAGUCAGCAAGUGCUCCCUCCAUGAGAGGGCUGUAUGAGUAUAAGUGGCAAGUGUUUGAGCUCUGGUGCCAAGAUAAAGGGCUGGUUCAUUUUCAGGGCUCUGGGAAAUACGUAUGUUUCUACAGGAGCUUUAAAAGCAUUCUCCACUUUAAAAGUAUAUAUGACCGCUAUCUCAGCAUGUGGGAAUUGACUGAGCCUCACCAGGUGCUCACCCACUGGUGUUGCAGUUCCUGUAAGGUGUACACCCUUCCUGUACUCAGUUCGCCCCGGUCGACUCUAAGGUGACUUUGUGUCCAAAUGUGGCCUUUGCCCCAAAAGUAAUGGCCAUGCCCUACAAGUCCUUAGCUUUUGAGGUGUUUCCCUUUUUGCCUCCUCCAUUUGCUUCUGAAGAGCAACAGAGGUUACAUGCCCUGUGUCUGGUGCAAGUUCUACGCACAUACAUUGAACAACCUGGGAUAUCUGGUUGUGUGACCAGCUUUUUGUCUGUUUUGCUAAUCCAGCUCAGCUGCAGGGCACUCUGGGAGCAGUGUCUCUCCCACUGGAUUGUGGAGGCUAUCUCCUGCCAUAAAACAGCAAGGGACAAGGGUUACCUAGUGGAGUACGCACCCACUCCACCAGGGGGCUGGCAGCAUUUUGGCCGUUGUUUAAAGGGUUGACUACAGGAGAUAUUUGUGCGAGUUGGGCAUCACCACACACUUUUGUAAGGUUUUAUCACUUGGAUGUCACUAAUCCCAGUGUAGCCCACAGGGUGCUUACAGCUGGGACAGUGGAAAGUCACUAGGCGGGUCUUCCAGCGAGGUGCGGAUUUCAUUGGCCUUGUCAGGUGCAAUUGUAUAUACGUCAACCAAUGUCGAGAGAGUGAGACUCCACAUUGUAUGUUGUACCUUAUUUCCCUCCUUCAGGGAACCGUAGUUAUAGUCAUAACGUUACAUUCUCAAACUUCUCCUCAGGGACCCCCAGACUUUCCAUGUAUUUUAUCUAUUCUAGAGCUAGCACACCUGAUUACACUUUUCAACUUAUCAACAUGCCCUUGACUAGGUGAAUCACGUGAGCUAGUUCAGGGCUGCAACUAAAUUGUGAAACAUCUGGGGGUCCCAGAGGAGAGAUUUGAGAAGUGCUGGCAUGAGUUUGAAUCUGAACCACUGCCCUUCUCAACUACUGCUAUCUUUCCUGUCUCCUCUUCACUGUCCUAUCUAAAUAACAAAAAGCACACAACAAAUAUGUUUAAAAGAAGGACUAAGAGACUUAGAGGCCAGCUACUCUAUUUAGGAUAUUAACAUCUGUUAUGAGAUACUAUUUUUCCUCCAAAGCACACAUUUGUCCUUAUCUGAGCCUUUGGGAUUGAUCUGAGAAGGAAUUUCCCGUGGGGUAAAUCAACUGUGAAUUUGAAGUCCGUCUGGAAUCCAGAGCACUGACCGAGUGUCCUGCCAGAGUACAAAACAUGUUAGCGUCAUGACAGUUGAUCGAUGUAAGACUUGAAUGCUAUGUUAUGGAUGUCUACUGUGUGCAAAUGUGUAAUUUAUGGAUGUGUGUGUCUGUCAGCAUGUCAAUGUAAAUUGUUACAGUUUCAGAACCUUUUGCCUAACCCUUGCAAACUGAUUUCAGUUGAGUGUACAAGUUGCUCAUAUAAAUAAAAGUUCAUUCUCAUAUUAA